Amorphotheca resinae ATCC 22711 is the source of this 702-nucleotide messenger RNA. RefSeq lists its product as hypothetical. Lineage: Eukaryota; Fungi; Ascomycota; Leotiomycetes; Helotiales; Amorphothecaceae. Bases 1 to 702 code for a protein of 233 amino acids. The transcript has 3 exons. The record is from RefSeq and is a predicted model, not a curated record.
AUGUCACAUGAUCCACCAACUGCGGAUCUACAGAAAAAGUCCUCUUGUUCGGACAAUCAGCUGGAGCUACCAACACGUUCACUAUCAGUACAUCAUCGCAUGUGGAAUCUCAUAACCCUUGGAGCAAAUCAUGCCGCCAGUCUUAAUUGUGGUGUUACGAAUGUGUGUAACCAGUGUCGCAUCGACCGUAAAGAGAUGAGCGGGCUUCCUCUUACUAAGAUCUCCUGUCUCAGAUCGAAAACGACUGUUGGACUGAAUGCAACAGAACCAGGAUUCCCUGGCACUAUAAUCUACAGCGGUAUCAACCCCAACAGCUUUCAGCCCUGUAUUGAUGGUAAAACUAUUCCCGCUCAACCCUCCAGAGUCGGGACGAAGUUCCUGCUGUCUUUGUCUCAAAUAUUGUUGAAGGAGGAUUUACAUACUCGGACAAUUUGGAACUACGUCGGAAAUCCUCACUGGAGCAAUUGCACCACCUUUCUACAAGACAGCUCUGGAAAUUGGCUCCACAACUCCUCUAACUCCUUGUCUGCUUUCAGCCAAGGUCUCUCCCGGGUACUCUCAGCCAUGAACCAGAUCAUUACCAAUGUUUCGUAUUUCUGUUCCGUCUAUCGAGCCUUCAACGUAGCUGUGAAGAAUCAGCGCAUGUCAAUUUUGGGAUGCGGUGAAAUGCGAAGAUCCUCGAUUUUACAGCGAGUAGCAUAG